AUGAAACCCGCACAACCCCCAGAGAAACCUGCAAAACUCCCAGAGAAACCUGCACAACCCCCAGAGAAACCUGCAGAACUCCCAAAGAAAUCUGCACAACCCCCAGAGAAACCUCCACAACUCCCAGAGAAACCUGCACAACUGCCAGAGAAACCUGCACAACCCCCAGAGAAACCUGCACAAUCCCCAGAAAAACCUGCACAACCCCCAGAGAAACCUGCUCAACCCCCAGAGAAACUUGCACAACUCCCAAAGAAACCUGCACAACCCCAAGAGAAACCUGCACAACCCCGAGAGAAACCUGCACAACUCCCAGAGAAACCUGCACAACCCCCAGAGGAACCUGCACAACCCCAAGAGUAA
Mizuhopecten yessoensis (Yesso scallop) is the source of this 363-nucleotide messenger RNA. Its product is annotated as merozoite surface protein CMZ-8-like. The transcript has a single exon. Lineage: Eukaryota; Metazoa; Mollusca; Bivalvia; Pectinida; Pectinidae. Bases 1 to 363 code for a protein of 120 amino acids. The record is from RefSeq and is a predicted model, not a curated record.